Aspergillus mulundensis is the source of this 864-nucleotide messenger RNA. RefSeq names its product putative endoglucanase. The record is from RefSeq and is a predicted model, not a curated record. The transcript has 2 exons. Bases 1 to 864 code for a protein of 287 amino acids. NCBI's taxonomy places the organism in Eukaryota, Fungi, Ascomycota, Eurotiomycetes, Eurotiales, Aspergillaceae.
AUGCCUCACUUCUCCCUCCCCAUCUUCAUCGCCUCAACCAUGACCCUAGCAACCCACACCCUCGCCGGCCUCGCAACCACAACCCACUACAGCGACGGCCUUCAAGGCGCCUGCGGGUGCGGCAACGACCUCGGCACCUGGGACUGGUCGUACGGAAUCUCCAAACACAUCUACACGGCCGCAGCAAGCCAAGCGAUCUUCGACAGCGGCGCGUCCGACACAACCCACUGGUGCGGCAGCGGCUGCGGAAACUGCUUCCGCCUCACCAGCACAGGCGUCUCCACCUGCGAAACCUGCGGCGAGGGCGGCGAAGAGGGCAAAUCGAUCGUCGUCAUGGUCACGAACCUCUGCCCGUUCAGGGGCAACGAGGAGUGGUGUCCGAGCCCCGGGACGCUGAAUCCGCAUGGCUACGGGUACCACUUCGAUAUCAUGGGUGGCGCCGGCGUGUUUGGGGAUAAUGUUGUCGUGGAGUUUGAGGAGGUGGCUUGUCCCCGUGACGCUGGGUUCCGCUGGAAGACGUGCGAGUGUCAUCCUGGUCUGCGGGAUAAGGAUCUCUCGCUCGAUGGCGGUAAGCAUGCGAUGGGCGCGGGGGUUGUGGGACCCGAUCAGGCGAGGGUUUUCUCUGUGCAUGGCGCGCCUGAGCCGACGGCUGCGGCUGCGACUGCGACUGCUCCUGAGCUUGCGCCUGGCCCUGCGUCCCCGGUUGCGACGCUCGUCAAGCGCAUUGAUAUUGCUCAGAAACCCGCUGAGGCGGAGUUGAACGUCAAUCCGAUCGAGGCGGCCGGUGCACUCCAGAAAGCUGUCGCUGAGUCUCUUGGUGCUAUUACUGUGCAGCCUGCUGCUCCUGGCUCUGCUACGGUCUAG